This is a messenger RNA of Chiloscyllium plagiosum (whitespotted bambooshark), 9970 nucleotides long. The record is from RefSeq and is a predicted model, not a curated record. Lineage: Eukaryota; Metazoa; Chordata; Chondrichthyes; Orectolobiformes; Hemiscylliidae.
UGCAGCUUCUCAGUCUCCGCUCCCAGAGCCCGGGCACGCUGUCUCUCUCUCUCUCCCAGCCCCAGCUUUCCAUCCAUGCAUCCCAACCCCUGCUUCCCCCCUAUCCCUGCCAGCUCGCUCCUGAGCUCCCACUUGCAGCUCUAACAAAAUCUCUUUUGCAUCUUUUCUUUUGCAAACUUUAUUCUUUUUAAGAAAAGAGAUCGCAGCGUUUCCAGGGUUUUAUUUUGUUAUAGUUAGGAACAGCUGAGAGGAUCUGUGUUGUUAUAACGUGAACGUUCCUCGGAUCCAGAGACUGUGAAAUUAUCCUUUUUUUGUUUCAUUAUAAAAUAACAAACUUGAUCUGGAUCUACUUCUACAAACCAAGGAGCCGGUGUGUUCCCGGGAUAGGGAUACAGUGUAUUCCCGGGAUAAGGAUACAGUGUGUUCCCGGGAUAGGGAUACAGUGUGUUCCCGGGAUGGGGAUACAGUGCUGCUGGAGAGUUCUGCUGGGAUGGAUAGCUAUAACAGGUAUCACGGUGGAGAAUGUGGCUGGACAGCAGCAAUAUGCAAGAAACCUUGAAGCUCAAAGGUUCAAUCCAACUGAAAUGAGGACAGCAACCAACAGAGUGAGACGGAGAGGACAGCAUGAUAUGUUGAGAGGGCCAAAUGUCUGUGGGUCUCGAUUUCACUCUUACUGCUGCCCAGGAUGGAAAACGCUACCUGGUGGAAACCAAUGUAUUGUCCCUAUCUGUCGAAAUACCUGUGGUGAUGGAUUCUGUUCACGCCCCAACAUGUGCACUUGCUCCAAUGGACAAAUCUCACCUAGCUGCGGAACAAAAUCGCUUCAACAGUGCAAUAUCAGAUGUAUGAAUGGAGGGAAUUGUGCUGAAGAUCAUUGCCAGUGCCAGAAAGGAUACACAGGAACUCACUGUGGACAACCUGUCUGUGAAACCGGUUGCCAGAAUGGUGGUCGGUGUAUCGGUCCGAACCGAUGUGCCUGUGUGUAUGGAUUUACUGGUCCGCAGUGUGAGAGAGAUUACCGAACUGGCCCUUGCUUCACCCAAGUGAAUAAUGAGAUGUGCCAGGGUCAGAUCAGUGGCAUUGUUUGCACCAAAGCACUUUGCUGUGCUACAGUUGGCCGAGCGUGGGGUCAUCCCUGUGAAAUCUGCCCAGCUCAACCUCACCCCUGUCGCCGUGGUUUCAUUCCGAAUAUCCGCUCUGGUGCUUGCCAAGAUGUUGAUGAAUGUCAGGCAAUCCCAGGCAUGUGCCAAGGUGGAAACUGUAUCAACACUGUUGGCUCCUAUGAAUGCAAAUGUCCUGUUGGUCACAAGCAGAGUGAAACAACUCAGAAAUGUGAAGAUAUUGAUGAAUGUCGAAACAUCUUUGGUGCCUGUGAUAGAGGCGAAUGCACCAAUACUAUUGGCAGUUAUUACUGUACCUGUCCCCAUGGCUAUGUAACAUCUGCAGAUGGUUCUCAGUGCAUCGAUCAGAGAGCUGGCAUAUGUUUUUACAGCCUGGUAAAUGGUCGCUGUGCUCAGGAGCGGGCAGGACGUUACACCAAGAUGCAGUGUUGCUGUGAAUCUGGGCGCUGUUGGGCCCUUGGCUCUGUUCCAGAGAUGUGCCCAAUCAGAGGUUCUGACGAAUAUCGCAGACUUUGCAUUGAGGGUGCUCCUGUUGUACAAGGUGUUCCACAGCAUGGAUCAAAUUCUCGACAGGGAUUUGACACUCCAGGUUUACCUAGUUUUGAAUUUGGUGGAGAUGUCUUUGGACCGCACGAUCCUGCUGUCAGACCUGCCACUGUCGGUGGUGGCCCCGGGGGAGGUACAGGUGGAGGUGCAAUCUUUAAUGGACAACGUAGAAUUCCAGGGAUUGGCACUGUUUCCAUUAAUCAAACAAACAUAGAUGUCUGUAAACACUUCACCAAUCUCUGUCUGAAUGGGCGCUGUAUCCCCACACCAACAAGUUACCGUUGUGAAUGCUAUAUGGGUUUCAAGCAAGAUCUACGCAGAGAAUGUGUUGAUGUUGAUGAGUGUACAUCGAGCCCCUGUACAAAUGGUGACUGUAUUAACACUCCGGGUUCCUACCAUUGUAAAUGCCACACUGGAUUCCAGGGCACGCCCACUAAGCAAGCCUGCAUUGAUAUUGAUGAGUGUAUUCAAAAUGGACUUCUUUGUAAAAAUGGUCGUUGUGUGAACACAGAUGGUAGUUUCCAGUGUAUUUGUAAUGCUGGGUUCGAACUGACUCCAGAUGGAAAGAAUUGUAUUGACCAUGAUGAGUGUGCAACAACCAACAUGUGCCUCAAUGGUAUGUGUAUCAAUGAAGAUGGAAGCUUCAAGUGCAUCUGCAAACCUGGCUUUGUGCUCGCACCCAAUGGGCGAUAUUGCAUUGACACUGAUGAAUGCCAAACUCCAGGCAUCUGCAUGAAUGGUCGUUGCAUCAAUACUGAAGGUUCUUUCAGGUGUGAGUGCCCCCCAGGCCUCGCUGUUGGUGUGGAUGGGCGGGUUUGUGUUGACACACAUAUGCGCAGCACAUGCUACGGAGGAAUUAAGAAGGGACUAUGUGUCCGUGCAUUCCAUGGGGCAGUGACAAAGUCUGAGUGCUGCUGUGCCAGUCCAGAUAAUGGGUUCGGAGAGCCAUGCCAGCCUUGUCCAGCGAAAAACUCAGCUGAGUUCCAGGCGCUGUGUAGCAGUGGAAUUGGUAUCACAGCUGAUGGAAGAGAUAUUAAUGAAUGUGAUCUGGAUCCGGAUAUUUGCCAACAUGGAAUAUGUGAAAAUCUUCAUGCCAGCUAUCGAUGUAUCUGUAAUAUUGGCUAUGAAUCUGACCUAAGUGGGAAGAAUUGUGUGGACAUUGAUGAAUGUGCAGUGAACAGGCUCCUCUGCGAUAAUGGUCUUUGCCGGAACACACCUGGUAGCUACACCUGCAGCUGCCCAAAGGGCUACCUCUUCAAACCAGACUCUGAGAUGUGUGAAGAUGUUGAUGAAUGUGAGAGCAGCCCUUGUGUCAAUGGAGAAUGCAGGAACACAGUCGGCUCAUUCUCGUGUGAGUGCUCCACUGGUAGCAAACUGGAUCAAAGCAGAACUGUCUGCAUUGACAGCGUGAAAGGAACUUGCUGGUUGAACAUCCAAAACAGCCGCUGUGAGGUGAACAUCAAUGGAGCCACACUGAAGUCAGAAUGCUGCGCUACUCUGGGAGCUGCAUGGGGCAGUCCUUGUGAACGCUGUCAACUAGAUACCACCUGUCCAAGAGGAUAUGCAAGAGUUAAGGGUGUAGCCUGUGAAGAUGUGAAUGAAUGCACAGUCUUUCCUGGCAUUUGCCCAAAUGGACACUGUGUUAAUACUCAAGGAUCCUUCCAGUGUGAGUGUCCUGAAGGGUUGACCAGAGAUAGCACGGGUCGGAUUUGUGUGGAUAUCCGUCAGGAACAGUGUUAUCUCAAGUGGGAUGAGGAUGAAUGCACAGAACCAGUGGCUGGAAGAUUUCGAAUGGAUGCUUGCUGCUGUUCGAUUGGAUCUGCCUGGGGAGUGGAUUGUGAAGAGUGCCCCAGGCCUGGCACUAAACAGUAUGAGCUGCUUUGUCCGAGAGGCCCAGGGUUCACCAACAGGGGUGACAUUCUCACAGGAAGACCAUUCUAUAAAGAUGUUAAUGAAUGCAAAGUGUUUAACAACCUCUGCAGUAACGGGAAGUGCAGAAACACCAUCGGCAGUUUCCGGUGUAAAUGUGACAAUGGGUUUGCUCUGGAUAUGGAGGAAAGGAAUUGCACAGACAUUGAUGAAUGUCGGAUUUCUCCUGGCCUCUGUGGAAAUGGAACUUGUGUCAAUACUCCUGGCCAUUUUGAGUGCGAGUGUUUUGAAGGCUUUGAGAGUGGAUUUAUGAUGAUGAAGAAUUGCAUGGAUAUCGAUGAGUGUGAGAGGAACCCUCUUUUAUGCCGUGGUGGGACCUGUAUAAAUACAGAAGGCAGUUACAGGUGUAUAUGCCCUCCAGGACAUGAGCUGACUCCCGAUGGUAGUGCCUGUGUUGACAUCAAUGAGUGUUCCCUCAGCGAUAAUCUUUGUAGAAAUGGCAAGUGUGUAAAUAUGGUUGGAACAUAUCAAUGUGCUUGCAACACUGGAUACCAGGCCACCCCCGAUAGGCAAGGCUGUGUUGACAUUGAUGAAUGCACCAUCAUGAAUGGCGGCUGUGACACACACUGUACAAAUUCCGAAGGAAGCUAUGAAUGUAGUUGCAUUGAGGGCUACGCUCUUAUGCCCGAUAAGAGAACCUGUGCAGAUAUUGAUGAAUGUGAGGAUAAUCCUGAUAUCUGUGAUGGUGGACAGUGCACUAACAUUCCCGGUGAAUACCGCUGUCUGUGUUUUGAUGGAUUCAUGGCUUCGAUGGACAUGAGGACCUGCAUUGAUGUGAAUGAAUGUGAGCUGAAUCCUAAUAUCUGUCUCUACGGUGAUUGUGAAAAUACCAAAGGUUCCUUCAUUUGCCAUUGCCAACUGGGAUAUUCGGUAAAGAAGGGCACCACUGGAUGUUCAGAUGUUGAUGAGUGUGAAAUUGGGGCCCACAACUGCGAUAUGCAUGCUUCAUGUGUCAAUAUUCCUGGAAGUUUCCAAUGUAGCUGCCGUGAGGGAUGGAUUGGCGAUGGCACUGUGUGUGAAGAUCUUGAUGAGUGCAUCAAUGAAACACAUCAUUGCAAUCUCAACGCCAAAUGUAUGAAUACACCAGGAUCGUAUCGCUGCCUUUGUUCCGAAGGUUUCAAUGGUGAUGGUUUUACAUGUGCAGAUUUGGAUGAGUGUGCAGAAAAUGUUAAUCUGUGUGACAAUGGACAGUGCCUCAACACCCCUGGAGGAUACCGAUGUGACUGUGAGAUGGGAUUUACACCAGCUUCUGACAGCAGAUCCUGUCAAGAUAUUGAUGAGUGUUCAUUUCAGAACAUCUGUGUAUUUGGCACGUGCCAGAAUUUGCCGGGAAUGUUCCGGUGUGUCUGUGAUGAUGGCUAUGAACUUGACAGAAGUGGAGGCAACUGUACAGAUGUCAAUGAAUGUGCUGAUCCAGUCAAUUGCAUCAAUGGAUUAUGUGUCAAUACACCGGGUAAUUACCUGUGUAACUGUCCCACUGAUUUUGAGCUUAAUCCAACAGGAAUUGGAUGUGUUGAUACUCGUGUUGGAAACUGCUUCUUAGAAUAUGGCCAGCGAGGUGAUGGAGGUCUGUCCUGCAGUGUCGAUAUUGGUGUUGGAGUCACACGGGCCUCCUGUUGUUGUUCUCUGGGAAGUGCCUGGGGUAACCCUUGUGAAAUCUGCCCUGAUGUCAAUACAACUGAAUACAAGACACUUUGUCCAGGGGGUGAAGGAUUUAGACCCAACCCCAUCACUGUCAUCUUAGAGGAUAUUGAUGAAUGCCAGGAGUUGCCAGGAUUGUGCCAAGGUGGGAACUGUGUCAACACAUUCGGCAGUUUUCAGUGUGAAUGCCCGGCUGGUUAUUACUUAAAUGACGAAACCCGGAUCUGUGAAGACACUGAUGAAUGUGUCACCCACCCUGGUAUCUGUGGACCUGGGACAUGUUACAACACCUUGGGUAACUACACUUGUGUUUGCCCUCCAGAGUACAUGCAGGUCAAUGGGGGAAACAACUGCAUGGACAUGAGAAAGAGCUUAUGCUAUCGACACUACAACGAGACAUGUGAGAAUGAGCUGUCCUUCAACUUAACCAAAAAAAUGUGCUGUUGUUCUUACAAUGUGGGUAAAGGCUGGAACAAACCCUGUGAACCUUGCCCAACACCUGCUACAUCUGAGUACCAGUUGCUGUGUGGAAACCAAGGCCCUGGCUUCACCAUUGACUUUGAAACUGGGAAACCUGUUGAUAUCGAUGAAUGCAGAAAAAUUCCAGGGAUUUGUGCAAAUGGUGUCUGUAUCAAUCAGAUUGGCAGCUUUCGAUGUGAAUGUCCAAUGGGAUUUAGUUACAACGACUUGCUUCUCAUCUGUGAAGAUAUUGACGAAUGCAGUAAUGGUGACAACCUUUGUCAACGUAAUGCAGACUGUAUUAACAUUCCUGGCAGUUACCGUUGUGAAUGUUCUGCUGGAUAUAAACUAGCACCUAAUGGAGCUUGCAUUGAUCGCAAUGAGUGUCUGGAAAUUCCAAAUGUCUGUAGUCAUGGUGACUGCAUUGACCUGAAAGGAAGUUAUCGGUGUACCUGCCACAAUGGCUUCAAGCAGACUCCUGAUCAGACCAUGUGCAUGGAUAUUGAUGAAUGUGAACGACAGCCUUGUGGAAAUGGAACUUGCAAGAACACUGUGGGAUCGUACAAUUGUCUUUGCUUCCCAGGAUUUGAGAUAACUCACAAUAAUGACUGCAUGGAUAUUGAUGAAUGUGCCACUCUGUUUGGCCAAGUCUGUCGAAAUGGACAAUGUUUUAACAGCAUUGGCUCCUUCCAUUGUUUUUGUCAGGAUGGCUAUGAGCUUACACCUGACAAGAAGAACUGUAUGGAUAUCAAUGAAUGUUUGUUAGUUCCUGGAUCAUGUGCCCCUGGGACCUGCCAGAACCUCGAUGGUUCAUACAGAUGUAUCUGUCCUUCAGGAUAUGAAGUGCAAAAUGAAAACUGUAUCGAUAUUAAUGAAUGUGAAGAAGAUCCAAAUAUCUGUCUGUUUGGUAAUUGUGAAAACACCGCUGGCAGUUUCCAGUGUGUUUGCCGGCCAGGAUUUAUUCUCUCAGAGAAUGGGCGUAGAUGCUUUGAUACACGCAAAAGUUUCUGCUUCACCAAGUUUGAGAAUGGAAAGUGCUCAGUGGCGAAACCUGCCAAUACAACCAAAGCAAAAUGUUGUUGCAGUAAAAUGCCGGGAGAGGGAUGGGGAGAUCCUUGUGAACUCUACAUAAAUGAAUGUGCCCAGAACCCACUGCUGUGUGCUUUCCGAUGCAUUAACACCUUUGGUUCCUAUGAAUGUACAUGCCCUGCCGGUUACACUUUGAGGGAAGAUGGGAAGAUGUGCAGAGACCUCGAUGAAUGUACUCAGGAACUCCAAGACUGUGAAUCGCGAGGCAUGAUGUGCAAAAACCUGAUUGGUACCUUUAUGUGUAUCUGCCCACCUGGAAUGGUACGCAGACCCGAUGGAGAUGGUUGUAUGGAUAACAAUGAAUGCUGGAGUAAGCCAGGCAUCUGUGAAAAUGGGCGCUGUAUAAACAUUGUAGGCAGCUACAGAUGUGACUGUGGUGAAGGUUUCCGAGCAACUCCCUCGGGCACUGAGUGCAUUGAUAACCGAGAGGCCUUCUGCUUUGCAGAGGUUCUUCAAACCAUGUGUCAAAUGUCCUCUAGCAGUCGCAACCUGGUCACCAAAUCCGAGUGUUGCUGUGACGGUGGUCGUGGUUGGGGUAACCAAUGUGAACUCUGCCCGCUCCCUGGCACUGCCCAGUACAAAAAGAUGUGUCCACAUGGUCCAGGCUACACAACUGAUGGACAAGACAUCGAUGAAUGUAAGGUGAUGCCUAACCUAUGCCUGAAUGGACAAUGUAUCAACACACUGGGUUCUUACCGCUGUCUCUGUAAGCUUGGUUACACCACAGACCUCACGGGUACAGCAUGCAUCGAUCUUGAUGAAUGCUCUCAGGCUCCAAAACCAUGCAACUUUAUCUGUAAGAACACAGAAGGAAGCUAUCACUGUUCAUGUCCGAGAGGCUACAUUCUGCAGGAGGAUGGAAAAACAUGUAGAGAUCUUGAUGAAUGUUCUACAAAACAGCACAAUUGUCAGUUCCUGUGUGUUAAUACAAUUGGUGGAUUUACAUGCAAGUGCCCACCUGGAUUCACACAGCAUCACACUGCCUGCAUUGAUAACAAUGAAUGUGCAUCCCAGCUCUCACUGUGUGGACCCAAGGGACUUUGUCAGAACUCGCCUGGAAGUUUUAGCUGUGAAUGUCAGCGAGGAUUUACCCUUGAUAACACUGGGUUAAACUGUGAGGAUGUGAAUGAAUGCGAUGGAAGUCACAGAUGCCAGCAUGGUUGUCAAAAUAUGCUGGGAGGUUACAGGUGCAGCUGUCCGCACGGUUACAUGCAGCACUAUCAGUGGAACCAGUGUGUUGAUGAGAAUGAAUGCUCCAAUCCAGCUUCUUGUGGUUCAGCAACCUGUUAUAACACACUUGGCAGCUACAAAUGUGCCUGUCCUUCUGGCUAUAACUUUGAUGAGUUUGCCAAUAGCUGCCAUGAUGUGAAUGAAUGUUCAUCUUACAAGAAUCCAUGCUCUUAUGGCUGUUCAAAUACAGAAGGCGGCUAUCUCUGUGGCUGCCCACCUGGGUAUUACAGAGUUGGACAAGGCCAUUGUGUCUCUGGCAUGGGAUUCAAUAAAGGGCAAUAUGGGCCUUUUGGUGGAGAUGCAGAUGAUGAAAAUCUUUUAUCACAUGAAACUUGCUAUGAAUGUAAGAUCAAUGGUUACUCCAAGAGCAGCAGCAGAAACCGAAGAAGUGCCAAUGAUACCAAGUCUGAACAGGAUCAACGGAUUAGUUUGGCUAGUCUGGAUACAGACAACCCCGUGGAGAUGAAUCUAAAUAUCUCACAGCUGAACUACAAGAAGCAUAUUUUAGAACUUGUGCCAGCUAUUGAACCACUCUACAAUCAUGUUCGUUAUGUUAUCUCCAACGGAAAUGACAACAAUUACUUCCGUAUCCACCGAAAGGAUGGCCUGAGUUACCUGCACUUGACAAAAAGGAGGCCUCUGGAAGGUACAUACACACUGGAAAUCACCAGCAUUCCUCUGUAUAAGAAAAAGACACUGCAGAAACUGGAAGAUAAAAAAGACAAUGACUACCUCCUUGGUGAGCUGGGAGAAGCGCUCAAAAUGAGACUACAGAUCCAGCUUCAUUGAACGAGCUAAGACAUACGUUGCUUCUAUUCAAAAAUAUUCCUUCAAUUAUCUCCACAGUAUGUCUGCAAUUGAAAAAGCUUUCACAUGUCAAGGGCUGUGAUUCUACAUUGGACAUUGUAACUUCAUGUUCUCUCCAAGACUGCGGGAUCCUUCAUUCAAUAAAUGGGUUUUUACACACUGCCAUGUUAACAGUAUUCCAUAUAACCUCAGUCAUGGUUGCUGUAUAUUUAAUAUCACCUCAGUCGGUGAGCUCAUAUUUUACAUGAGUGUGUGAGUAUGUGAGUUGUAAAUGGCUUCCAAUAAUGUAGACCAAUAGAAACAUAAUGAGCCAUUUUCUGGAUUACAGAUAAUAUUAUGUAACUGUUCAUAUCACAUUAAUAUCAAUAUGCAAUGCUAAAGUCAGAUUGUACUGUACACUAUGGGGCAUUCUCAGAGGAACCAUUUCAAUCACCACAAAUCCUUUCCUUUCAAGUGGUGCAAUAUUUGAUAGAUAACUGGUACCAGAGCCCAGAACAAAGGGCUAUAUUUUUUCACUUGCAUGUUUAAAGACGACAGUAAAUGUAUACUUUAAUGGUGCUUGUACAGAAAACUGGUGCUAAUGAUAUUUAUUCUACCAGGGUCAGCAUACUGUACAACCAAAAACUAGAUCUCAUCAGGAAGUAACUGGCAUUGGAAUCUGUUUCAGUACAUCAUGAUUUGUGCAGCAUUUUACAUUGUUUCAUGUUUUCAUUGUAUUUCAUGUAUAAAGGAUAAUGUGUGCACAUUGAAUGCCUGCUAGUUGCUAACUCGAAGAUUGUAAUGUCUUCUUUUUAUAUACUGUACAAAUGUGUUCUAUAUCAGGGGUAUAUUGGUCAUUGAUUGGUUCUUGUGAAAAAUCCAUGAAAAGUAUCUGAGUUUAUAAAAGAUAGUACCUCCCUGUUUGUACCAGUAAGGAAAUGAGCCUAAUUGUAAUACAUAUCUGUGUGGUCAAAAAAUGCAUUUUGCAUUGAAGAUUUCUUAGCACAAAUAUCGCAUUUUUUUAUUUAGAAGGGAGAUGAAAGAUUUGUAUAAAAUUCUAAAAAAAAACUGAAAAGGAACAUUUUGUUAUUGGGGUGCAUUAUUUUGUAGAUUUGAGAAAUCAGUAUGCCAACAACUUUUCUUACAAUAAAGCUUAUUAUUUUGGGUUA